GUCACGAGACUGAUUUGGGAUCGGCAAUCCUAAGAUAACCAAAACAGCCUAGUCUCUCAGCUAAGGGUGCCGCCUCUAUAGAACUCGUCAAGCAGUCGACUGUUACAGCUCUGCAACAUGGCACAACCCAUGACAACGUUCCCGGAGGCUUAUCCACAACAAAACCCACACUAUGGGUACGACCAAGGACCUCUGCUUGCAUACAAUCCUGCACCGACUGCACCCAAAACACAGGUGUUUGUGAACCAGCCCGCUACUGUGACAACCAAAACUGUGUUCGUCAGACCUCGCGUCAAGCCGCGAAACUACAUGGGGAUGUCCAUCUCUGUGCUGGUGAUGGUCAAUCCGCUCUUUGGGACAAUUGCUCUCAUCUUUUCAAUGUUAUCGGACAGCGACUACGACGCCGGAGAUGUGGAGGGCGCCAGGAGCAAGGGAAAGAUAGCCUUUUGGCUAAACAUCGCUGGCGCGUUGACAAGCAUCAUUGUGUUAAUCGUGACCGUUGUUUGGUAUUGCGUGGAAGUAGCGGCAGUUUCCGAUUCAAUCUAUGACGAACCCUAACUAUAAACGUAUAGUUGCAGGGGCGGAUUUAGGCCGUCUUCUGGGUCUUCCGGAAGACGGUCAGAUUUUUAAGUUUACAUUGACGGGUA
This is a messenger RNA of Lingula anatina, 647 nucleotides long. RefSeq lists its product as uncharacterized. The record is from RefSeq and is a predicted model, not a curated record. Gene Ontology annotation, cellular component: membrane. Lineage: Eukaryota; Metazoa; Brachiopoda; Lingulata; Lingulida; Lingulidae.